AUGGCAUAUGGUCACUUGUUGGUUGGCGGCUGCUGCGAUAUGGGCAACCAAGGUACUACCUACCUAAAUGUAGGAGGAGAAUCCGAGGAUGUUUGCAUAUUUAUUUACUCAAGGGCUGGGAUUGAUGGAUGGAUAGUUCUGGCGGAGGAACAUCCUGAUUGGCUUUUUCAGUCGCAACUCAUAGUCGAGGCAGGCAGCUACAAUGGGAUGGGAUUAGAUCCGAGGAGGCGCGGCGGCCGGUGCAUUGAUUCGCUCGCUACCUCUAACCACAUAUGCAUCUACGCGUAUCGGUUGGUCCGGUCCGGUCUGCAUCUCCACCCCCACAUCCCCCUUUGGAUUUAG
Molecule: messenger RNA, 342 nt
Organism: Andrographis paniculata
Lineage: Eukaryota; Viridiplantae; Streptophyta; Magnoliopsida; Lamiales; Acanthaceae
Exons: 2
Coding region: 1-342 (113 amino acids)
Source: RefSeq, a predicted model, not a curated record